Molecule: messenger RNA, 330 nt
Organism: Purpureocillium lilacinum
Lineage: Eukaryota; Fungi; Ascomycota; Sordariomycetes; Hypocreales; Ophiocordycipitaceae
Source: RefSeq, a predicted model, not a curated record
AUGAUGUCCAAGGACCCUUUUGACGUCUUUCGCCACGACCCCACUGCCGACAACCUCAAGGAGUGCAUCCGCCAGGGCGGCCAUAUAAACCAGGUUAACAACAACGGCGAGAGUGCCAUAGAGUACGCGACCCUUCGUUACCACGACGCCAGAGUGAGUAACGAUACUGCCGAGAUGGAGAAGUGGAAAGCCCUGAUUACGGUGCUCUUUGAGAAUAAUGCCACUGUUCACUGGCGCACAGUGGCUGAGCCCGAGGGCGAUUACCAGACCUGGAUGCGUCAGCUUGUUCACAAUGAACUUACCAUGAUUCUGGGAUUCCAACCCGUGUAG